Molecule: messenger RNA, 1026 nt
Organism: Adineta steineri
Lineage: Eukaryota; Metazoa; Rotifera; Eurotatoria; Adinetida; Adinetidae
Source: the annotation of a GenBank genome assembly
AUGACAGACUCUCCACAUCGUUUAAAUUCUUCGUCGAGUGAUGCAAAUUUUAAAUUAUCAUGGGAUAUUGUUCGUUCUAAAAUUAUUCAACUUGAUAAAUCAUCAAUUGAUUCAAUUCUUGUACAUGACAAUCCUCAAGAGCCUACUAUUGUUCUUCCUGAUGGUCGAAAAUUUUUCUGGUAUCUUGCUAUAGGAAGUAUGAAUAAUCCGAUCUCUCUAUAUCUUCGAGAUCUUAUCCCCAUUAUUUCUUAUCCAGUGAGAUGCCUUAAUCAUCGCAUUGUUUUUCGAGGAGCUGCUGGUAUGGCUGACUUAGAACCAUGUCAAGAAGCGGAAUUUGAUGGUGUAGUUCAUUUACUUUCUGAAGAACAAAUGGCUCGUUUAGAUAAAUUGGAAAUGACUUAUCAACGAAUCAUAGUUCCAACUGUCAACUAUCAAAAUCAAUCUCAUGCUGUCUAUGCAUAUAAAAUGGAAAUAACCCAACCUCAAGAUAAUCAUCCAAGUGAACGUUAUCUCGAUAUCAUUGUGAAAGGAUGUGAACAUUAUGGUGUUCGCUCAGAUUAUAUCAAUCGACUACGACAAGAGCAACCAGUAAUACCUCGAAAAGAACCUCACACGUAUCAAACAAUUACAGAUGUGCCACCUGACGUAUUCUAUACACUUGAUGAACUUGCAAAACACAAUGGAACUGAUCCUGAACAUCCACUUUGGAUCUGUAUUAAUGGUAAAAUUCUAGAACAUACUGGACUGCCAUCUAGUGAUGAUCCUGCUUAUGAAACACAAAAACGUUUCUACACUAUGUUACAAACACGAUUUGGUGGACGUGAAGCAGAUUUUGAAAUAGCUAAAGGCUUGUAUGAACCUUUGCAUAAGUUACCAUUAAGUGAAGAAGACGUGUCGGAUGAACAUCGAGCAAUGCUUGAAGAUCAAUUUCUUUCAAUGCAAUUUAGAAGUGGUCAAAACAAAAACUCUUGGAAACCAGUUGGACGAAUUCGUCGAUUGGGCAAGAAUACGAACUCGUCCGUGUAA